AUGGCCGGGCACCAUGCCAGGUCGGCCCACCCACUCACAGUGCCACUCACCAGGACCAGUCAACAGUGCCACCACCACCAGGACCAGUCAACAGUGCCACUCACUCACCAGGACCAGUCAACAGUGCCACUCACCACCAGACCAGUCAACAGUGCCACUCACCACCAGGACCAGUCAACAGUGCCACUCACUCACCAGACCAGUCAACAGUGCCACUCACUCACCAGGACCAGUCAACAGUGCCACUCACUCACCAGGACCAGUCAACAGUGCCACUCACCACCAGACCAGUCAACAGUGCCACUCACUCACCAGGACCAGUCAACAGUGCCACCACCACCAGGACCAGUCAACAGUGCCACCACUCACCAGGACCAGUCAACAGUGCCACACUCACCAGGACCAGUCAACAGUGCCACUCACUCACCAGGACCAGUCAACAGUGCCACUCACCACCAGGACCAGUCAACAGUGCCACUCACGAGACCAGUCAACAGUGCCACUCACCAGGACCAGUCAACAGUGCCACCACCAGACCAGUCAUGCCACUCACCAGGACUAGUCAACAGUGCCACUCACUCACCAGGACCAGUCAACAGUGCCACUCACCAGGACCAGUCAACAGUGCCACUCACCAGGACCAGUCAACAGUGCCACUCACCAGGACUAGUCAACAGUGCCACCGGAAACUUCGCCUCCACUUGUCUGGUGGUAGACCUCGGUACCAGGGUGGAGACCCGGUACCAGGGUGGCAGACCCGGUACAGGUGGGACCCAGACCAGGGUGGCAGACCUGGUAGGUGAACCUCGGUACCAGGUGGCAGACCUCGGUACCAGGGUGGUAGACCUCGGUGGCAGGGUGGUAGACCUCGGUGGCAGGAAGUACAAUAGACACUUGGCUAUAUCACGCCGCUACCUCCUACAGUUGGCUAUAUCACGCCGCUACCUCCUACAGUUGGCUAUAUCACGCCAAGGAAGAGAGAAACGGGAGAAAGUUGAUGUGAAAGAAGAAGAGGAAAAGAAAGCAGGAGAAAGUUGUAAUAGAGAAUAG
Molecule: messenger RNA, 1050 nt
Organism: Homarus americanus (American lobster)
Lineage: Eukaryota; Metazoa; Arthropoda; Malacostraca; Decapoda; Nephropidae
Product: mucin-1-like
Exons: 3
Coding region: 1-1050 (349 amino acids)
Source: RefSeq, a predicted model, not a curated record